GCGGAGUGGACAACUGUGCGACGUGGAGAGCUGCCUAUUUUUCCUAGGCGGAAGUCCGCCCUGGCGUCUCGGGCCGGAGGUCGUGGGUCUCCCCCUGGCCGUGGCCGGUGUUUUGCAAGCUCUCUUGGAACUGAAUCGGUUCGCGCAGUUACUUCUGCGAUACAAGUGACAUCAGAUGAUACCCGGGGCCCCCUCUUCCUGUGGCUCGAGUUCGCACCACUGUGCAGCGCGCAGGGGCGGCGCGUGGCGGCGCGGAGUCCGGGUCGGUGGUCGCUACGGUCGCAGCCAAUCACAGGGCGGGAGGAAAUGUCACGUGGCGACAGAGCGCUCGGCUGACGGACCAAGGUCCUUUACUGCAAGUCCCGCGCUUCACGGGUGCGGAGCAAGUGCCCUUCACAGCCAUGUGCAGCGGCAGCUAAUAAGGCAACUGGAAAGUCAUCUACCGGCUUCUCUCGUAUUUCGAACUGCCACAUGUCGCAGCCCGGAAUUGAUCAGGGCACUACCGCUACGUUUCCUGUUUUGAUACGUCCGCUCACCUUGCCGUUGCUGGACCGCUGCACUGAUCGCGGCGGCGGCGGCGGCGAGCUGCUCACCUCGGAAAUCGGCGAGAAAGCGGCGAUGGGGGCGGCGGCGUCCUUCGCGAGCGGCCCGCGCUCCGGUCUGCGGCGGGAGGGGCGAGGGGGAGGAGGGGCGGGGGUUACGUAA
This is a messenger RNA of Gryllus bimaculatus (two-spotted cricket), 705 nucleotides long. Lineage: Eukaryota; Metazoa; Arthropoda; Insecta; Orthoptera; Gryllidae. The record is from the annotation of a GenBank genome assembly.